Molecule: messenger RNA, 1819 nt
Organism: Prosopis cineraria
Lineage: Eukaryota; Viridiplantae; Streptophyta; Magnoliopsida; Fabales; Fabaceae
Exons: 4
Coding region: 231-1574 (447 amino acids)
Source: RefSeq, a predicted model, not a curated record
AAUCAACGCUGUCUUGGAGAAUUCGGUGUUUGGACACUGCAUAGCUAAGUUGAGCGAGCUCGCACCUCCUCUCUCUCUCUCUCUCCCCGCUCCGCCUUUCUCCGCGUCCUAGGCAUUCUCACCUCCGUCCUUCUUUUAUCUUCUAUAUUUUCACCGCCAACGAUCCUGGCGGUGCUUUUAGGAGGAUUAACCAGUAAGCCGACUCAAAAGAAGUAGUGGUGGGGGUGCUAAUGGCGGCCACGGCAGCCUCCGACAUCACCGACGGUCCUGUCCUCAGCCUUAUUAACAAGCGUAUCCGUGGCCUCCGCAAGAAAUACAAUCGUAUUUUGCAGAUGGAAGAGUCUAUUUCUCAGGGCAAAUCAAUCAACAAGGAGCAAGAAGAAGUCCUUCGUUCGAAACCCACCGUUUCGGCUCUUAUCGACGAGCUGGAGAAAUUGCGCCAACCUCUUUCCUCUGCCGUGAAGAAAGAAGUCCAUCUUGCCCUUCAGAAUAAUCAAAUCUUCCUGGCUUCCCAACCACUUGAAGAAAAUCACCAGAAAUCCGACGAACCAGAGUCUAAGAAAGAAGACUUGGACCACGUUGUGUUGGAAGAUAUUAUUAAUCUGCUCUAUUUUGGGUCCUUGUUUGAUGUGAAGUCGCAGAAUGAUUUCACCUCGACGAUGCUGACGAGAACUCAUGAGCGAGGAUGUUGCUUGACCUACGAUUAUGUGACCGAUGACGCCACCGAUCUACUUGGAGAGAAGGAUUUGGAUUUGAUUGCUAUGCUCGGUAGUCAAUUAAUGUCGCGGCCUGCAGAUUCAAGUUUAUCCCACAAAAACGCACUGCAGCAGUGCGUAGAGCACGCAAAGCUAUGGCUCGCGAGGGCAGAGCAGCCCAUUGAGCCGAAUGUUGAUGUUACGUAUGCGAAUUUGAGGGAGAAGUUGAAUAAGAUCAUGUCUUCAGAAUACUUCACCACCUCCCCUGAGAUGAAAGCUCCGGUUGAAGUUGCUGCUGCUGCGGCGGCUGGAAACUACGCUUCUUUCCAAGUGCCAGUACAUGAUACCAUGGUAGCUGCUUCAGUUCCCGUGGAAGUGGAUGGUGUGAUUUCUCAGUCUCAGGAAAAGGAUGAAGGGACAGCAGAUUUUCAAGGACAUGAAUCUGGAGAUGAUCAGGCUUUUCCUGAUGGGGAGCUGCAGAAGGAAGAAGUAGAAAUAGGAGCAGAGAAUGCUUCUGAGGUAUUGUUGUCAGUUCAACCAGAAUAUAUCAGCAACACAGGGUCUGAGCAUGAUGAGAGGGAGCAUGAUUCAAGUGAUGCAAAGGAGAAACAGUAUUUCACCCGAAGAUCUUACCCGAAUCAAAGAGGCAACCGUCGUGGUGAUGGCGGUCGGAGGGGUUAUUCAAAUGUGCGUGCAGGUCGAGGUCAAGGUAGCUAUCAAAAUGGGCGCAACCAAUAUUAUGACCAGCCUGGAGAUUAUUAUCCUCAGAACUAUAACUACCGGGGAAGAAACGGCAGAGGUGGUGGUAACUCUUACAAGCACCAUGGAUCUGGUGGUCAAGUCAACGAUGUUUCAGCUGAUGUGGGAGUUGGAUCAUGAUCGAGCUCUUAGUAUUUAUUGCUCCCUAUUAUAUGUAAGGAUAUCUUUUAUUCACCUUCAGCGGCCCCCCCCCUCCCAAAAAAAAAAAAAAAAAAAAAUUGGAACACUAUAAUUCACCUGAUAUGGAACACGAUGUGAAGAAUUUUCUCGACCAAUUCUGCCAUUUUUGCAGUCUGGUUAGUAGUCGAGACUGAUGUCUAAAAUACUGGAAGAAUCUAGUUGCAACAUAGCGUAUAGGGUCUCUA